This is a messenger RNA of Diaporthe amygdali, 510 nucleotides long. Its product is annotated as scytalone dehydratase. The record is from RefSeq and is a predicted model, not a curated record. The transcript is spliced from 3 exons. The coding region runs from base 1 to 510 and encodes 169 amino acids. Gene Ontology annotation, biological process: melanin metabolic process. NCBI's taxonomy places the organism in Eukaryota, Fungi, Ascomycota, Sordariomycetes, Diaporthales, Diaporthaceae. Gene Ontology annotation, molecular function: scytalone dehydratase activity.
AUGGCCGCCAUUCCACCAUAUGAAGACAUCCUGGGGUGCCAAGCAGCGUUAUAUGAAUGGGCUGAGAGCUACGAUAGUAAAGACUGGGACCGUCUUCAGCAGACAUGUGCCCCGGUACUCCGGAUCGACUAUCGCGCAUUUCUGGGCCGGUUAUGGGAGGCCAUGCCGCUGAGCGACUUCGUGGCCAUGGCGUCGGACCCAAAGGUCCUCGGCAACCCGCGGGUCAAGACGCAGCACUUUGUCGGGGCUACCAAGUGGACGAAGACGAGUGAGAACGAGAUUACUGGCUCGCAUCAGAUGCGCGUGGCACACCAGAAAUAUGCUGACGACGCCAUGUCUGAGGUCCUCGUUAAGGGCCACGCCCAUGGUAGCUGCAACAUCUGGUACCGCAAGGUGGAUGGCGUGUGGAAGUUUGCGGGAAUCGAGCCCAAUAUUCGCUGGUCUGAGUAUGACCAUGACAAGAUCUUUGUGGAGGGGGAGGAAAAGUUUAGCAAGGGGGAAAGCUCGUGA